CUCCUCCUCCACCUGGAGGCCGCCGCGUCUAUAUAUCCAUCCAUCCCCAUAAACCCAACAAACAAAACAAGAAAGAAAGAAAGAAAGAAUGAGCAGAGAUGAGGAUAAGAGCGGCGAGGCGGCAGGAGGAGGAGGAAGCAACAACAGCAGCAGCAGUACUGGCGGUGGAAGCAAGGAACUGGCAGUUGUUGCUGUUGUUGAUGACGAUGAUCACGAGCAUGACAUGGUGAUGCCGGGGUUUCGAUUCCACCCGACGGAGGAAGAGCUUGUGGAGUUCUACCUUCGCCGUAAGGUGGAGGGCAAGCGCUUCAACGUCGACCUCAUUACUUCCCUCGACCUUUACCGCUACGACCCUUGGCAGCUCCCAGUAGCGAUGGCGGCGAUAGGGGAGAAGGAGUGGUUCUUCUACGUGCCGAGGGACAGGAAGUACCGGAACGGGGACCGGCCGAACCGGGUGACGGCGUCCGGUUACUGGAAGGCGACGGGGGCGGACCGGAUGAUCCGGACCGAGGGAUUAGGCCGGUCCAUCGGGCUGAAGAAGACGCUGGUGUUCUACUCAGGAAAGGCGCCUAAAGGAGUGAGGUCCAGCUGGAUCAUGAACGAGUACCGCCUCCCGCACCACGACACCCAGCGCUACCACAAGACGACGGAGAUAUCGCUUUGCCGAGUAUACAAGCGACCAGGAGUCGAAGAUCACCACGCCGGCGGCCCUUCUCUCCCGCGCUCACUUCCUUCCACCAUGACGCCUCGCCAACACCACCACCACCACCAUCAAAACCACCGCCAACAACAUCCACAACUACAACAACCUUCAUCACAAGUCUUGAUGGAAGUAGACAAGCUCACCUCCUCCUCCUCCUCCGCCGCCGCAGCAUCCCUUCACCACCACCACCACCACGAACCACCGCCGCCAAAUGAAGUAGUGGACGAGCAGUUCUUGAUCCUCAGCGGCGGCGGGGGAAGUGACAGUAACAACAACAACAACAACAACAUUAAUAAUAAUAGUAACGCCGGUGUAAUUAGUUCCCUAGAUGAUCUGCACCGGCUGGUGAACUUCCAGCAGCACCAUCAGCAGCAAUACUACACUUCACUACUUCAGCAACAGCAACAGCAAAUGAUGUUCCUCCCUCCACAUCAGCAGCAGCAGCAGAUGGGGGUGAACCAAAUCCUGCUCCCGACGCCGAGCUUCAGCAACGGCAGGUCGCCGUUGCAGAUAUGGGAGUGGAAUGAUAACGUCGUCUCCGUACCUCAGCGGGCUGGUGAUCAGGAUGAUCAUCAGGCUAAUGAUAAUGAUAAUAUUAAGUGGGAUUAAACUUAAGCUAUAUGUAGAUUCUCAUGAGUGCAUGAUGAUGAUGAUGAUGAUAAACCCUAAUGUUGUAUGAUUAUGUACCAGUAAUUAAUUAAUCAGUCGAUUCUUGAUUAUGGUCAAUAAUUUGUAGCUUUAUGGG
Linum tenue is the source of this 1448-nucleotide messenger RNA. NCBI's taxonomy places the organism in Eukaryota, Viridiplantae, Streptophyta, Magnoliopsida, Malpighiales, Linaceae. The record is from the annotation of a GenBank genome assembly.